Coregonus clupeaformis (lake whitefish) is the source of this 918-nucleotide messenger RNA. RefSeq names its product histone-lysine N-methyltransferase PRDM9. NCBI's taxonomy places the organism in Eukaryota, Metazoa, Chordata, Actinopteri, Salmoniformes, Salmonidae. The record is from RefSeq and is a predicted model, not a curated record. Bases 188 to 898 code for a protein of 236 amino acids. Gene Ontology annotation, biological process: regulation of DNA-templated transcription. The transcript is spliced from 8 exons.
CGCCAGAAGUUGUCUCGCGGUCCAGUAGGCUUGCUCAGUUGCUUGCGAAAUUUACCUCAGUUCUGAGACACUUGAGUUGUGGAUGGUCGGGUUAUAUUGGCUACUUUUUCCGAACAACUGUUUCAAAAGGCAGUGUAGCUAGAAGUUCAGGGGCAAAUAACUUCAGGGAGGACAACAGCAAGCAAGGAUGAGUUCUUCGGAAGAGGAUGACUUUCAUGAUUUGAAGACCUAUUUCUCAAAGAUGGAAUGGGCCCAUCUAGUGAAAUGUGAGAAAGUACGGUACAGAAACUUGAAGAGGAACCACCUGGCUAUGCUUACUAUAGGGCUGAACUCCCCAGUACCUGCGUUUAUGAGGAGAGGCAGACCUAAAUUGGUGAACACCGCUCCGCUUCUUGCACCCAGUGACUCCGAGGAGGAUGAGUGGACCCCUCGACUGGAGAGAUGCCCACCAGUACCACGGAGCUUCCGACCCCCAACCAGGAGACCAGCAGCGUCUCGGGGAGUCCCUCAGCCUGCCACGCCUGCUACACCUACGGUACAGCAGCCCCCCAGCGGCGAGGAGGCAGGACCCAGUAAUAUGGGGACAGAACCCGCCCAGCCAUUAAUGGAGGAGCUGACUAAAGAAGUGGCCUUCCUCAGAGACGUCAGCAAAGUAGACACACACAGUGGAGUACAGGAGGGGCUAGGAGACAAUGAGGGUCAGAGUGAAGCGACCCCCAGCACCAGUGGAGGGGGGGCAGACACCCCAGCUGUCACUCAGGGAGGGGCUCCCUUGUUGCACCCCAAACCAUCAACCUCAGGCCUGUCUAAGAGAGAGUGUCUGGAAAAGCAGAAAGCGGAGCUGAACACUGUGACGUCACGAGAGGCUACACAGCUUUCAGCGGGAUUGCUCAAGUAGUGCAAGGAGACAAGGUUCAA